UUGCUUGCGGAGAAAAGCCUGGGAAUUACAUAAAUAUUUUGCUGAAAGAUUGGAGGAGGAUAAAGAGGAAUUGGAGAAGUGUCGGUGCGAAACUAGUGAGAAAGUGCGAGUUGAUUAUAUGGAUAGUGAAGGGAGUGGGUGGAGUGAAUGUGAAAAGUGUGAGAAAAAGAUUAGUAGUGCAGGGCAUCAUGGAGAUGCCAAAGAGGAAGAAGUAUUUGUUUUGAGAGUAUGGGAAGAGGGGGUAUUGGAGGUAAAUAUAGCUUGUGGAAGGGAAUUUCGGAGAGGAGUGGCUUAUUCAGGGGCUAGGAAUUUAGCAGAAUUAAAGCAAAGUUAUACUUAUUGCGGAGAUUGUGUAGAAGAAACAGAGAAUAGUCAGCAGGAAGACUUUAAUAUUGAUGGAAGAAGAAGGGUUGAAAUUGGUGGAGGUUUUGGAGAGGAGUUUGGAGAAGAAUUAAAAAAACUUUUAAAAAGAGUAGAGCAGCCCGACUAUCGUCGCGUGAAUAUUGGCUUACAUCCUAACGCCACACCUGCCGAAAAAGCCAAAUAUAAACUCUGUAAAACUAUUGCCCGUUAUUGUCGGGAAAGUAAUCUUACUGAAAAAGAAUUAGGAAAAAAACUAGGAAUAGACCAAGUAAAAACUGAGUAUAUUUUAUUUUGUCAUUUGGAUAAAUUAAGCUUGGAAGAAUUAGUAAAUUAUACGGAAGAAUUAGCCAUGCCUUUGGAAGUGAAAAUUAAUA
This is a messenger RNA of Dentiscutata erythropus, 737 nucleotides long. NCBI's taxonomy places the organism in Eukaryota, Fungi, Glomeromycota, Glomeromycetes, Diversisporales, Gigasporaceae. The record is from the annotation of a GenBank genome assembly.